Messenger RNA from Pipistrellus nathusii (Nathusius's pipistrelle), 1593 nucleotides. The record is from the annotation of a GenBank genome assembly. NCBI's taxonomy places the organism in Eukaryota, Metazoa, Chordata, Mammalia, Chiroptera, Vespertilionidae.
AUGAAGCCCGGCCUCCCCUUCCUAGGAGCACUUCUGUUCCUCCUCGGCCCAGCUGCAGAGGCUUUGGUGAGCACUAGUCCCACUCCCAGCCCCUUGCCAGUCACUGACACUGGCUCCACCAUCGGCUUCGGUGCUGGUGUCUCCAGCUCCAGGCAAAGCAGAGGCGGAGGUGGAGGCUUCGGAGGCUUCAGCUCAGGCGGAGGCUUCGGAUGGGGAAGUUCCAGCGGAGGCGGAGGCGGAGGCUCUCGCUCUGGCUCUGGGUCCCAGUUUUCCAAUUUCACCGGCUCCAAGGAUGAUCGAGGGACCUGCAUGUGCUCGGUCGCCCUGCCAGACACCACAUUUCCCGUGGACAGAAUGGAACACUUGGAAGUCACAGCGCGCAUCCUCUCCCAGAGGUUCGAGAGAGAGCUUUCUAAAGUCAAGGAGUAUGUCCAGUUAAUCAGUAUUUAUGAAAGGAAACUUUCAAACCUAACUGUCCGAGUAGAGAUCAUGGAAAAGGAUUCUAUUUCUUACACUGAAUUGGACUUUGAACUGAUCAAGAUAGAAGUGAAGGAGAUGGAGAAGCUGAUCAUCCGGCUGAAGGACACUUUUGGUGGAAGCUCAGUAAUUGUUGACCAGCUAGCAAUAGAGAUAAGGAAUAUGACUCUCCUGGUAGAGAAGUUGGAGACACUGGACAAAAACAAUGUCCUUAGCAUUCGCCGGGAAAUCGCGGUGCUGAAGAACAAGCUGAAGGAAUGUGAAGACUCUAAAGAUGUACACAUCCCUGUUGCCCCCCCUCCUCCUGCUCCAGGGACAUGUGAUCACGGUGGUGUGGUGAACAUCAGCAAACCUGUUAUAGUUCAGCUCAACUGGAGAGGGUUUUCUUACAAGUAUGGUGCCUGGGGUCGGGAUUAUUCUCCUGAGAAUCCAGACAAAGGGCUGUAUUGGGUGGCACCUUUGAAUACAGAUGGGAGAAUCUUAGAAUAUUACAGACUCCAUAACACGCUGGAUGAUCUGCUAUUGUAUACAAACCCCCGAGAGUACCGGAUUCAGUAUGGUCAAGGUAGUGGGACAGCAGUUUAUAAAAACAACAUGUAUAUCAACUGGUACAACACCCGCAACAUUGCCAAAGUUAACCUGACCACCAACACGGUUGCUGUGACUCAAGCUCUCCCUAAUGCUGCUUUUAAUAACCGCUUUUCAUAUGCUAACGUUGGUUGGCAAGAUAUUGAUCUGGCUGUAGAUGAGAAUGGGUUGUGGGUGAUCUAUUCAACGGAAGCCAGCACUGGUAACAUCGUGAUUAGUAAGCUCAAUGACACCACACUUACGGUGCUAGAAACUUGGCAGACCAAGCAGUAUAAACCAUCUGUUUCUAACGCCUUCAUGGUUUGUGGGGUUCUGUAUGCCACCCGUACUCUGAACACAAGAACAGAGGAAAUUUUCUACUACUUUGACACAAACACAGGCAGGGAGGGCAACCUGAACAUUGCCAUGCCCAAGAUGCAGGAAAAAGUGCAGAGCAUUAAUUAUCACCCUUUCGAACAGAAACUUUUUGUCUAUAAUGAUGGUUACCUUCUGAAUUAUGAUCUUAUCUUUGACCAGGUACCCCGCUAA